AUGCAUUUCAGCAAGCCACUCAUUCUCCUAGCCGGCCUGGAGAGCCUUUGCAAGGCGGCUAUUUUCUCUGCUGAUGCCGACACCGACAUCUCGGUCUGGGGGCGCUCUACCCCAUCUACCACCACCAACGUUCCCAAGCACCGCAGGCGCGUUGUGCGACAGCGACAGCGCCUGGGCAGCAGGCAGUCUGCCUGGAGCCCGCCGGCGGAUCUGGCCGCCCCACUGAAAGAAGUGUGGGACCACACCCUCGAGACGUACAACAACGGCGAUGCGCUUGCCUUCAAGAACUACGGGUGGGAUCAGCUCAAGGCUGGCAACGGCGCCCUGAACUACUGUGUCCGGUGGGAAUCAGACACGACCGUCUCCCAGGCCCAGCGCGACCAGAUCGCCACGGCGGUCAACGAGCAGUACCAGAAGUGGUUCAGCUUCGUCUACGGCUACGACGGCUUCCCCUACUCCAACAUCAGCGUCAACGUCGUGGGCUGGGCCGUCAAGGACGCGAGCCUGCUCGAGGGGUCCACCGAGGGCCUCGACAUCUACACGGACGUCGACGGCGAGGGCAUCCCGCAGUGCGCCGAGUCGUGCGGCCGCUUCUUCAACCAGGCCGGCGACUACAGCGGCUGCGAGGGCGGUGCCGAGAGGCACUACGACAUGUCGCUGUGGCUUACCGACGGCAUGGGCGGCGGCGCGGGUGGGGACUGGGGCCAGCGGAUCGGGGCGGAGUAUUUCCUGCAGGCCCUUGGCUCGGAGAACAUCCACAUCCUGCUGCACGAGAUGGGGCACACUUUCGGCCUGGACGACUUCUAUGACUGGACGCCCACGGGACAGACCUCGUUCAUCAUGCUUGCGGGCGCGGCGCAGGAAGUCACUGAGUUCGAUGGGUGGAUGCUUCGCAACUGGUGGUAUGAGCUGUCCCGGGAGAGGGGCUGGCAAUCUUAA
Messenger RNA from Diaporthe citri, 939 nucleotides. RefSeq lists its product as uncharacterized. Bases 1 to 939 code for a protein of 312 amino acids. The transcript is spliced from 2 exons. Lineage: Eukaryota; Fungi; Ascomycota; Sordariomycetes; Diaporthales; Diaporthaceae. The record is from RefSeq and is a predicted model, not a curated record.